This is a messenger RNA of Beta vulgaris subsp. vulgaris (sugar beet), 564 nucleotides long. RefSeq lists its product as uncharacterized. The record is from RefSeq and is a predicted model, not a curated record. NCBI's taxonomy places the organism in Eukaryota, Viridiplantae, Streptophyta, Magnoliopsida, Caryophyllales, Amaranthaceae. The coding region runs from base 1 to 564 and encodes 187 amino acids. The transcript has a single exon.
AUGACUGAAAAAACCAACUCAAACAAUCCUUAUAAGGAUCCACUCUUCAUUGCUGUAAAUGAGAGUGCUGCCACUGCUCUAGGAAGUAUUUUUUUCGAUGGAAACAACUUCCUAAAUUGGAGCAAGAGUGUUAAAAUUGUUCUAGGAGCAAAGAACAAGAUUGCUUUCUUUGAGGGAAAACACCCUAAACCCAGUGAACCAGGAGAUGAAAUGCAGAAAUGGGUAAGGUGUGACUACAUGGUGAGGUCUUGGCUAUUAGCAACAAUAAAGCCAGAGAUUGCAGGAAGUCUAGUUUCAAUGCACUCUACAAGACAACUUUGGGAAGAAAUCAUAGAGAGGUAUGGACAGGCAAAUGCCCCCCAACUUUUUCAUUUGAAGAAAGAACUAUGGGAAUUUCAGCAAAAUAAUCUCAGUAUUGGAGAGUACUACUGCAAGCUUAAGGAUCUUUGGGAUCAGAUUGCUCAGCUUGAAGAAAUUCCUGAUUGCAGCUGUGGUGCAAUGACAAAAUGUAGUUGCAACCUACUGAAGAGAAUGCUGGAGAUCAGAUACAAGAUAAUAACAUGA